Acanthosepion pharaonis is the source of this 495-nucleotide messenger RNA. The record is from the annotation of a GenBank genome assembly. NCBI's taxonomy places the organism in Eukaryota, Metazoa, Mollusca, Cephalopoda, Sepiida, Sepiidae.
AUGGUUAAUCGUAUCUUUUUAUUUUAUCAUUUCUACAUCUAUCUAUCUAUCUAUCUAUCUAUCUAUCUAUCUAUCUAUCUAUCUAUCUCUUUCUUUCUUUCUUUCUUUCUUUCUCUCUCUCUCUCUCUCUCUCUCUCUAUAUAUAUAUAUAUAUAUAUAUAUAUAUAUAUAUAUAAAAAACUGUUUAAGACAGGCGACAGUCUGUUUCAUCAGGAUGGCCUGAUCCUUUUCAUAUCCUAUCUAUCUAUCUAUCUAUCUAUCUAUCUAUCUAUCUAUCUAUCUAUCUAUCUCAGUCUGUUCAUAUGUUUCUCAGUCUGUUCAUAUCUAUCUCAUUCUGUUCAUUAUCUAUCUAUCUAUCUAUCUAUCUAUCUAUCUAUCUAUCUAUCUAUCUAUCUCAUUCUGUUCAUAUAUAUCUAUCUCAUAUAUAUAGUCUAUUUAUAUCUAUUUAUCUCAGUCAGUUCAUAUCUAUUUCAGUCUAUUCAUAUCUAUCUAUAA